Messenger RNA from Saccoglossus kowalevskii, 1974 nucleotides. RefSeq lists its product as uncharacterized. NCBI's taxonomy places the organism in Eukaryota, Metazoa, Hemichordata, Enteropneusta, Harrimaniidae. The record is from RefSeq and is a predicted model, not a curated record.
AUGAAAGUUCAUUCCGGAAUCAAACCGUACUGCUGUCAGUAUUGUCCAUUCAGUAGUGAAUUUCGCAGCAGUCUGUUAAGACAUAUUAAACGGCAUACGCAUGCGAAUGAGAAACCAUAUCGAUGUGGUCGAUGUUCAUAUCAGAGCCGUUAUAAAUGGAACGUGACUGUUCAUAUGCGGAAAUGCCAUGACAAGGACAAUAAUUACAGACACAUGUUGCAAGCUCAGUCCCCUAAUGAUCUGCAAGGAUUGCCGCGGAUAUCAAAUGUAUUUUCUGGGAACCCUUCAUCUGAGUUGUCUUCAUCAGAAAUCAGUUCAUCUCCUGAGUCAAUGCCCACAUCGGUUAACAUUACUUGUGCGAGUGCAUCUAAUUCAAUAGUUGUUGAUAAGGGGGUAGAAAAUCAAAACAAACAAACGGCCAGUAUAGAUGACCGUAAUGACAGAGACUUUCGCCCUGGUAGUAUCUUAGAAGCAGCCGCACAGAGAAAAUUGAUGGAAUUCACUCACAUCCAGUCAGUGUACACAAGUACGCCCAUCUCACACACAGUGCAGCGUAAAAGUAUAGAUAACGCUAGUUUCACCCAACCAGACUCUGUGUCCAUUAGCAGUGCUUCUCAGCCUGGAUUUGACACUCCCAUCUAUUCAUUGUCAAUGCCAAUGGCAUCUAUCAAUGCACGUCCCAAACAAGCUGCCAGUUUAGUUCAGCAUGUGGACAAAAACCACUCUCCUCCAAUCGUUCCCGUUUCUCUUCGAGUCACGCCACAACUGCUGGAAAAAAAUCCUGCCAAAGACCGAUUAGUUUCAGAAAGCUGCCAAACUGAACAGGUUGAGAACCCAGACUGCAGCUGUUCUAAUAUGAAGUCCUGCAAUCACUGUGGGACAUUCUUCACCGAUAAUGUUAUAUAUACGCUUCAUAUGAGUUGCCAUGGAAACAGGAAUCCAUUCCAGUGUGGUAUUUGUGGUUAUGAGUGCCGGGACAAGAUUGAAUUCACAUGUCAUAUCACACGGAGUCAGCAUAAAAAAUAAUUGUGAGUGGGGCAGAGAAGAUAAAAAAUUUGUUGUAUUUUAAAACUUGUUAUUUUGUACUUGUGAUUGACUUAUUAUUUGGAGCUAAAAAUAACCAUUGACGAAGUCCUCUGACAAAAAAUUGGAAACGUACUCUUGUAUCAGACCCCACUAACUCCUGACAGAAUAGUGUAUGUUUCGUUGGCAAUAUCAAUACUGCAAAUUCGCAAAUUUCACACCUUCUUGCAAAUGAGUUUCAUUUUGGUGGUCAUGGUAACACCGUCAAUCAAAGCCGUGUUUGCAUUGUCAGCAAACCUGUUUUCAACAAGAUGAUAAAUAUUGGGCGGAAAUUUGCCAGAACCUUAUCGCACAUACUCUGCUGUGUAUGGUUACUUUUUGGUGGAUGUCACUAUCUGACGUUCCUGCAAUUUGAUUGGUACUGACAAAAAAUUGUCGGGGAAGUGAAAAACUACAAUGUUCUGUCAGGCAUGUGUUGGGUUUGAAGCACCGUUGAGGGCGCAACUCGUGCAACCUUGUCAGAUUAGUGGUCACCUCUCCGUUAAGAUCUUUCAAGAAAAGAUCAAAGCCAUCUCAAGAUCACAUGUCACUAUGUCAUAUUGUCUAACUUUGUCAUCCUCAAUUCAGGCACAUGUACAGAAACCAAAUAAUGCAAAAAUAUACUCUGGUAAUAGUGACAACUUCAUAUUUCAGCUUAAAUUGUCUGUACACCCACAUCGUCAAUUAUACAUAUCCAUGCAUUACAUACACAAAUACGUUUCCCUUUACGGGCUUCAUUUUAAACCCACCAAUUGUUCACAUAGAGAGAUAAACAAUGGUUUUUCACAUUUCUUAUAAAAUUAGACUUGUCAAAAAGAACUUUAGCGACAUUUUUACUGCUGUACAUUUCAAAAUGUUGAAAUAUGGAUUUGCUCCAUUAUUUAUAUUCGUUAUAAAUAAGUAUCUAUGUAU